AUGUCUGGACGAGCUUUCCACGGUACGUACGAAGAGGAGCGUCGCCACUUCAUGACCACACUGCAUGCCCAGAUUGACAUUCUCAAGGACAACCACAAGGGUAGCCGGAAGAUGGUCAUCAGGUCUCUGGGUCUUCUUCUUCUGCGAGUCGAUGGCCUAAGAAUGUCCGGACAGGCUCGUUAUAACCACGACAACCCUAAUUGGACAUCUAAGUGCAACAAGCUCUAUGAACGGGUGCAAUAUUUCAGAGAUACUCUGGUCAAGGACCGAAGCAGCACCUCCAGAGUCGCCGACGAUAUCGAGAGUAUGAUGAUCUUUUUGGACUUUUGUGUUCCUGCCGAUAUCCAGUACAGGAUUCAGCCGGAUCGAGGCGACCGCAGUGGUGCCCCGUCGCCUGAACCUAGGCGUUGA
This is a messenger RNA of Penicillium mononematosum, 411 nucleotides long. RefSeq lists its product as uncharacterized. The transcript has a single exon. NCBI's taxonomy places the organism in Eukaryota, Fungi, Ascomycota, Eurotiomycetes, Eurotiales, Aspergillaceae. The coding region runs from base 1 to 411 and encodes 136 amino acids. The record is from RefSeq and is a predicted model, not a curated record.